UCCCUCCUCCUGCUGCUGCCGCCGCCGCCGCCGCCGCCGCUGCUUUGGCUGCUGCGUCAUACGCCCCAGAGCAGCCGGGACGGAGGGGCCGGGCCUGGGGACCCCCCCAGCCUCUGUCUGCCCCCUCCUCCGGACGCCUGGACAUCUCGGCCCCCGCCCCGGCCCCCCCACGGCUCCCCCUCCCCAGCUCCCCGGCGGCCGCAGCUGUCACCGGCUCCCCAGGAUGCAAUGGCGCAGCCCUCCCGGCUGAGCCGCUCUGCCGCCCCCCAACCCUGGGAGCCCACUCCCCCAGCCCCUUCCCCAGGCACCAGACCCCGGCUUUGGGAGGGGCAAGAUGUUCUGGCCAGAUGGACCGAUGGACUCCUUUACCUGGGAACUAUCAAGAAGGUGGAUAGUGCUCGGGAGGUCUGUCUAGUCCAGUUUGAAGAUGAUUCCCAGUUUCUUGUUCUAUGGAAGGACAUUAGCCCUGCUGCCCUCCCUGGAGAAGAGCUCCUGUGCUGUGUCUGUCGAUCUGAGUCUGUGGUCCCUGGGAACCGGCUGGUCAGCUGUGAGAAAUGUCGACAUGCAUAUCACCAGGAUUGCCACAUUCCAAGAGCCCCAGCCCCUGGAGAAGGAGAUGGCCCAUCCCCUUGGGUCUGCAGACAGUGUGUCUUUGCAAUUGCCACUAAGAGGGGAGGUGCCCUGAAGAAGGGGCCUUACGCACGGGCAAUGCUGGGGAUGAAGUUGUCUCUGCCAUAUGGGCUGAAGGGGCUGGACUGGGAUGCAGCACACCUGAGCAACCGGCAGCAGAGCUACUGUUACUGCGGGGGCCCUGGGGAGUGGAAUCUAAAGAUGCUACAGUGUCGGAGUUGCCUCCAGUGGUUUCAUGAGGCCUGCACUCAGUGUCUGAGCAAACCCCUGUUGUAUGGGGACAGAUUCUAUGAGUUUGAGUGUUGUGUCUGCCGAGGGGGACCUGAAAGUGUCAAAAGACUUCAGCUUCGAUGGGUGGAUGUUGCACAUCUUGUCCUCUAUCACCUCAGUGUUUGCUGUAAGAAGAAAUAUUUUGACUUUGACCGAGAGAUCCUGCCAUUCACUUCAGAGAACUGGGACAGCUUACUCCUGGGGGAGCUCUCAGACACCCCUAAAGGAGAGCGUUCCUCUCAACUUCUCUCUGCUCUAAACAGCCACAAGGACCGGUUUAUCUCUGGGAAAGAGAUAAAGAAACGGAAAUGUCUGUUUGGGCUCCAUGCUCGGACUCCUCCCCCUGUGGAACCCCCCACUGGAGAUGGAGCACACACCAGCUUCCCUUCAGGGCAGGGCCCGGGGGUGGGGGUCUCACGCCCCCUGGGGAAGCGUCGGCGACUGGAGCCAGAACCUCGGAAGAAGAAAUCACCAAAGGGGAAGGAAGAAGAGCUGGGGGAACCCCAGGAGGGGCGGGAUCGGCCAGAGCCCAGGGAGCAGAGGGAGCAGGCACGUCUUCGGAGGGCGCUGCAGGCUUCAGUGUCUCCACCUCCCCCCAGCCCUAACCAGAGCUACCAGGGCAGCAGUGGCUACAAUUUCCGGCCCACGGAUGCCCGCUGCCUGCCCAGCAGCCCCAUCCGGAUGUUCGCCUCCUUCCACCCCUCGGCCAGCACUGCAGGAACCCCUGGGGAUGGAGAACCCCCAGACAGGUCACCCCUGGACCUUCAAGUUGCUGGUUUCCCUUCAGAUUCCCCAAGGAGCAUUCCCCACUCAACAUCAUCUUCAUCCCCAGGCCCCUCUCCUGUUCCCUCCCGAAGAUCAGCUCCCCAGGGUCCUUCUCCUCUAUGUCGUGGCUUAUCUCCUGGAGCUGGUGUGGGAACCCGGGUAGGGGCUGGGUACCUGUCCCGAGGAGACCCUGUCCGUGUGCUGGCUCGGAGGGUUCGACCUGAUGGCUCUGUGCAGUACCUUGUGGAGUGGGGUGGGGGAGGCAUCUUCUAAAAGGAGGAGCUGAUUGCUCUUCCUCUCCUUAGCCCUUAUUCACAUACAUACAACAGGCACUUUCACACCCUGACUUCUGACCUCACCUGCAGCUGGGAUGUACCUGGGGGGGGUGGUCUGGGGUGGGGGUCCUUCCCUACCACCCAGGCUGGAGUCAGGUGGGGAGAGGCCCCUUUCUUCCUCAACCACCCCUUCAUGAUUCCUGACCCUACAGCCUUUUUCCCAUUUCCCGUGAUAUUUUGUUACAGCUUUUUUUAUAUUUUUAAAAGUUAUUUAACCCCUUAGGGGAAGGGGAGGGGGAUAGAAUAGGGAAUCCUGGGCUCUGUAUGGUUGGAAAUAAAGAUAAAUAUAACCUUCAGAAA
Molecule: messenger RNA, 2300 nt
Organism: Phascolarctos cinereus (koala)
Lineage: Eukaryota; Metazoa; Chordata; Mammalia; Diprotodontia; Phascolarctidae
Gene: PHF1
Product: PHD finger protein 1
Biological process (GO): negative regulation of gene expression, epigenetic
Cellular component (GO): nucleus
Molecular function (GO): DNA binding; chromatin binding
Source: RefSeq, a predicted model, not a curated record